UAUUCAAGACGUCCGUUAGGACGUUGUUGCCUUUCUCGUGUGCACCCCUGAGCGUGGGCGUCCCCGUGGGGGUGUGCGCAGGGGUUUCCAGAUCCGGCACCAGCCCCUUCCAUCUGGGGUUCGGUUUAGGGUCGCCCCCGGUGGGCGGCUCUGGAAUCUUGAGGAAGAGCUUGAGAACCCGGAUCCCCCCAGGGCUGCGGAGGUCCUUUGGGAAGGCAGGAAGAUGGCGGCAGCAUCGGUGUCUGCGACUUCUGGUUCUCAGUUCUCGAACAUCUUAGCUGAACCAUCAAGGUCUAAUGGAAGUGUGGUUCGCCAUUCCUCAUCUCCAUAUGUAGUAUAUCCGCCUGAUAAGCCUUUCCUUAAUAGUGAUCUACGACGCUCCCCAAAUAAGCCUACGUUUGCCUAUCCAGAAAGUAACAGCAGAGCCAUAUUUUCUGCUCUGAAGAAUCUUCAAGAUAAGAUACGACGCUUAGAACUGGAAAGGAUUCAGGCAGAAGAAAGUGUGAAAACCUUGUCUAGAGAAACAAUUGAAUAUAAGAAAGUAUUGGAUGAACAAAUUCAAGAAAGAGAGAAUUCAAAGAAUGAAGAGUCAAAGCAUAAUCAAGAACUGACAUCUCAGUUAUUAGCUGCAGAAAAUAAAUGUAAUCUUUUAGAAAAACAGUUGGAAUACAUGCGCAAUAUGAUAAAGCAUGCAGAAAUGGAGAGGACAUCUGUCUUAGAAAAACAGGUUUCCCUUGAAAGAGAACGACAACAUGAUCAGACACAUGUGCAGAGCCAGCUUGAAAAGUUGGAUCUUCUUGAACAGGAAUAUAACAAACUUACCACAAUGCAGGCCCUGGCAGAAAAAAAAAUGCAAGAAUUGGAAACAAAACUCCGUGAAGAAGAACAGGAACGGAAACGUAUGCAAGCUAAGGCAGCCCAGUUGCAGACUGGUCUAGAAACAAAUAGAAUUAUCUUUGAAGAUAAAGCAGCUCCAUGUGUUCCCAGUGCAAGGAGAGUUAAAAAAAAGAAGGCAAAACCACCAGAAAAGGUUCUAAGAACUAUUUUACUGCACAACCACAUUAUAGAUUAUGCUUGGGGGAUAUGCCUUUUGUAGCUGGAAAGUCCACCAGUCCUAGCCAUGCUGUGGUAGCCAACGUUCAGCAUGUCUUGCAUCUAAUGAAGCAACACAGUAAAGCCCUCUGCAAUGAUC
Hyaena hyaena (striped hyena) is the source of this 1192-nucleotide messenger RNA. It is a transcript of the gene CEP57, whose product is annotated as centrosomal protein 57. The record is from RefSeq and is a predicted model, not a curated record. NCBI's taxonomy places the organism in Eukaryota, Metazoa, Chordata, Mammalia, Carnivora, Hyaenidae. The transcript is spliced from 9 exons. Bases 224 to 1096 code for a protein of 290 amino acids. Gene Ontology annotation, cellular component: centrosome. Gene Ontology annotation, molecular function: microtubule binding; gamma-tubulin binding; identical protein binding.